Molecule: messenger RNA, 1227 nt
Organism: Merops nubicus (carmine bee-eater)
Lineage: Eukaryota; Metazoa; Chordata; Aves; Coraciiformes; Meropidae
Product: tyrosine-protein kinase JAK2-like
Exons: 7
Coding region: 1-1227 (408 amino acids)
Biological process (GO): peptidyl-tyrosine phosphorylation; hemopoiesis; intracellular signal transduction
Cellular component (GO): cytoskeleton; membrane; cytosol
Molecular function (GO): histone binding; non-membrane spanning protein tyrosine kinase activity; ATP binding
Source: RefSeq, a predicted model, not a curated record
AUGUUUUCUAUCAGGUUUUAUUUUCCCCACUGGUAUUGCAAUGGCACGAACAGAGCAUAUCGGUAUGGCAUUCUUCGAGGUACAGAGAGCCCUGUUCUUGAUGAUCUUGUCAUGUGUUACCUGUUUGCACAGUGGCGAGAUGAUUUUUUGAAUGGAUGGAUACAGAUGCCUGUUACUCAUGAAACACAAGAAGAAUGCCUUGGAAUGGCUGUUCUGGAUAUGAUGAGAGUGGCCAAAGAAAAGGACCAAACCCCACUGGCUAUUUACAAUUCAGUCAGCUACAAAAUGUUUUUGCCUAAAUGUGUGCGAGCAAAAAUCCAGGACUACCACAUUUUGACGCGAAAAAGGAUAAGGUACAGGUUCCGCAAAUUUAUACAACAGUUUGGCCAAUGCAAAGCUACUGCCAGAAACUUGAAACUUAAGUAUCUUAUAAAUCUGGAAACCCUUCAGUCUGCCUUCUAUUCAGAGGUUUUUGAAGUAAAAGAACCUGGUGGAGAUCCUUCUGGAGAGGAACGUUUUGCAACCAUUGUAAUAACUGGAAAUGGUGGAAUUCAGUGCUCAAGAGGGAAACUUAAAGACUGUGAGACACUGUCAGAGCAGGAUUUACAAACAUACUGUGAUUUUCCUGAUAUCAUUGAUGUCAGCAUUAAGCAAGCAAGUCAAGAAGGCUCCAGUGAGAGAAGAAUUGUCACCAUUCACAAACAAGACAGCAAGAAUCUGGAGGCUGAAUUUCAGUCAUUAAGAGAAGCUCUCUCCUUUGUGUCAUUAAUUGAUGGAUAUUACAGAUUAACUGCAGAUGCCCACCAUUAUCUCUGUAAAGAAGUGGCACCACCAUCAGUCCUUGAAAACAUCCAAAGCAACUGCCAUGGACCAAUUUUCAUGGACUUUGCUAUCAGUAAACUGAAGAAGGCGGGUAAUCAGACUGGUUUCUAUGUUCUUCGCUGCAGUCCUAAAGAUUUUAAAAAGUACUUUCUCACCUUUGCUAUAGAGCGUGAGAAUACCACAGAUUAUAAGCACUGCUUGAUUACGAAGAAUGAUAAUGGAGAAUAUAAUCUCAGUGGAACCAAGAGAAGUUUUGGUAAUCUUAAGGAUCUGUUGACCUGUUACCAGACAGAAACUGUCCGUUCAGACAGCAUCAUUUUCCAGUUCGUCAAAUGCUGUCCUCCAAAACCAAAAGGUAAGAGAAACGUUUUUUCUAAGCAGAAGGGCUUCCAACUUUUAGAUUAA